Molecule: messenger RNA, 1542 nt
Organism: Trichophyton verrucosum HKI 0517
Lineage: Eukaryota; Fungi; Ascomycota; Eurotiomycetes; Onygenales; Arthrodermataceae
Exons: 3
Coding region: 1-1542 (513 amino acids)
Source: RefSeq, a predicted model, not a curated record
AUGGGUAAUCCCAAGGAAGAAGAGCUCGAGGAGCAGCAGGCUCCCUUGCUGCCCCAGUACUCCGACGACUCAGAUACCGUCAUCGGCGACGAGAAGAUAUACACUCCUCCGAGCACUGCAUCAAACAGUGGCGAGUCCCAGCCAGACCUCCACACAGAGGCAGCCAUCGAGGACGCCCGUGAGAACGACCGGCUUCUCGCGAGCUCUCUGCCGCCAGGCUACCAUGACCACGUCCGCUCUCCAGGAUGCCUCAGGGGGGAUCUCAAUGUAGACAUCAAGGAUGACUACGCCGUCAAGGAGGAAAAUUCGCCUGGGGAGUCUGCCAGCACCCGUCAAGGACCAGGCCGAUUCCGUCGCUGGUGGAGGGCUAGACGCCGAUGUCAUCGCCGCGAGGACGGCGGACAUCGUGAGCGGUCUUGCUGUGUGAAGAUAUUCAUCACCUUGAAGGCAGUCCUUAUUGUCUGGCUGUGUCUUUGGCUUGUCCGCUGGGCCACAGUCCGCUUCAUCAGGAGACAUCAUCACCAUAAUCACCACUCGGUUGGAUAUCAUAACUAUGGCUUUGGCUGCCACUCAAAGUCUUCUCGAGAGAUAGUUGUUAGAGAAAGGGAAUCCUGGAUCUAUGGAGAUUACCCUCUAUACGACUUACUGGACCUCAGGACUAGAACUGGAUCCAUUUAUGUUACCAUCGUGCCGCAGCCAGCCCACCAAGACGAUCCAACUCGCCCUGCAAGGAUAUCCAUAAGGUCGAGAACUGGCAAUGUCUUCGUGAGGUUCAAGAUGCCCGACGAUGCCACAGUUAUCAGCGAUGCUCUAUCCACAUAUGACAUGGAAAAGCCUCAGCCUUCUCUCUUCAAAGAAGUCUUCUUCAAAGACCCGGCUAUGAAUCACCAUUCAUGGCAAUCGAAUUCCUCCUCUUUACCCCCUCGCCCAUAUGAGAUUGAUAUCGAAACCAGGAGUGGAAACGUGUUCGCCGUCCUUGGAUUUUCUACCCAUGCUUCAGUCACAACUCGAAGUGGUAACAUCAACACUCACCUAACUCCCCUCGUCUUUGAAAAUACCACUUUCCCUCAUAACAGGAGAUGCAAGCGCUGUGACGACAUCUCUAUAACCACGCAAACUCGCUCUGGUAAUGUAUCGCUGAAAGUUACAGAGCCAUCCUUCAUCAUCGCUCCUGAGAAAUCUGAGCACACACCGGAGGCUCAAGAUAAUACUCCCCAUCCCAAGAUACGCAUAGAUACUCGCUCCAAUAGCUCCAGCAGACAGGAAAAAUGGAACCGUAUCCUGGAAGCUCUCAACAAGAAACCCAGCCAUGCUGAACCUCAUUCUUGGGCGGGCCAUGUCGUUGCUACGGAUUUCCGGCGUGGAAAUGUCGUUCUGCGAGGUGAAGGUCUGGAAGUUGUUCGUCGAUCUCGACACGGUUUUCUUGCUACUAAGAAGCCUACGGUUGGACGUGACGACAAGAAGAGCUGGUGGGGAAGCGAGGGAAACAUGAGUGUAGGCUUGGAGUCCCGAGGACCCGUGGAGUUCGAUGUCAGAGGUUAG